Molecule: messenger RNA, 1092 nt
Organism: Candidula unifasciata
Lineage: Eukaryota; Metazoa; Mollusca; Gastropoda; Stylommatophora; Geomitridae
Source: the annotation of a GenBank genome assembly
AUGGGUAAGGAUUAUUACAAAAUUCUUGGUAUUUCGAAAGGUGCUUCGGAGGAUGAAAUCAAGAAAGCCUAUCGCAAAAUGGCCUUGAAGUACCAUCCAGACAAGAACAAGUCGCCUGGUGCUGAAGAGAAGUUUAAGGAGAUUGCCGAGGCCUAUGAUGUUUUAAGUGAUCCUCAGAAGAAGGAGGUCUUCGACAGAUAUGGCGAAGAAGGUUUGAAGGGAGGAAUGGGAGGAGGUGGUGGUGGUGGCGGCGGCGCCGGCGGAGCUGGAGGCCGACCUGGUAACUUCACCUACUCAUUCCAUGGCGAUCCUCACGAAACCUUCAGAAUGUUCUUCGGCAACGAAAAUCCUUUCGAAAGUUUCUUCAGCUUUGGUGGUCCACAGGGCGGCAGCAGUGGUGGUGGUGGUGGUGGUGGAGGUAUGGGUGGCAGAUCACCAUUCUUCCAGUUCAACACUACUCGGGGAAUGGACGAUGAAAUGGAAGUCGAUGGUCAAGAUCCCUUUGGACAGUUUGGUCAGACACAAGGACAGCGACGUAAACAGCAAGAUCCUGCAGUUAUCAGAGAGCUGCCUUGUUCACUUGAAGAAAUCAACACCGGCACGACCAAGAAGCUGAAAAUCACCCGCAAAGUUCUCAACCCUGAUGGUCGAACAACUCGAAGCGAAGACAAAAUUCUGGCCAUUGAUGUCAAGCCUGGCUGGAAAGCUGGCACAAGAAUCACAUUCCCCAAAGAAGGUGACCAGACACCUCAUAACGUAGCAGCAGAUGUUCAGUUCAUUAUCAAAGACAAGCCCCACCCCACCUUCACAAGAGACGGCAGUGACAUUCGGUACAAAGCCCGUAUAUCGCUCAGGGACGCUCUCUGCGGCACAACUAUUUCAAUACCCACCUUGAGUGGUCGCAAGAUUCCCCUUCAACUGACUGAAGUUAUCAAACCUAACACCGUGAAACGAAUCCCAGGAGAAGGACUACCAUUGCCCAAAAACCCCUCUCAGAAAGGUGACCUCAUCGUGGAGUUCAACGUCGUUUUUCCAAACAGUAUACCACAGACAGCGAAGGAAAUUCUCAAGGACUUAAUUCCACAAUCAUAA